AUGACACUAAUCAAUACAGCAUCUGCAUCUUCCUACAAGAUUAAUAAUUAUCACACAUUCUCUAUGGUGGAAUUCUCGCCACCACCAAAAAACAGUAAUGGCGUAGAAGAAACAAUGAAAAGAAGAAGAGGAAGACCAAAGAAAGGGGAUUCGUCCAAUAAUUAUUCUUCUAAUAGAAUGAUAGUGACCAAGACUGAGACUCUUGAAAAGUGGAAGGUCUGCAACAAGAAGGGAAUAACAAAGAAACCUCCAAAACGAAAAAAAGAAAAGAAACUAUUAGAAACUAAACCUGAAACAUGGCAAACUAAUCAAAAUAGCUCGCAAUUAAUGAAUAAGUCAAAUUUUAAUAGAAACAUUACACGAGUAGUCAGAACUUCAAUAUCAAUAAAAGAAUUAUUAAACUGA
Naegleria gruberi is the source of this 405-nucleotide messenger RNA. RefSeq lists its product as uncharacterized. NCBI's taxonomy places the organism in Eukaryota, Heterolobosea, Eutetramitea, Acrasida, Naegleriidae. The transcript has a single exon. The record is from RefSeq and is a predicted model, not a curated record. Bases 1 to 405 code for a protein of 134 amino acids.